This is a messenger RNA of Salmo salar (Atlantic salmon), 561 nucleotides long. NCBI's taxonomy places the organism in Eukaryota, Metazoa, Chordata, Actinopteri, Salmoniformes, Salmonidae. The record is from RefSeq and is a predicted model, not a curated record.
AUGACUGAAUGGGCUAGCAAGGCACAUGCCCAGGGGCCCCACACCUCUAGGGACCCCCCAGGGGCCCCUCACUCAGAUAUCACAUGCCCAGGGGCCCCUCACUCAGAUAUCACAUGCCCAGGGGCCCCUCACUCAGAUAUCACAUGCCCAGGGGCCCUGACCUCUAGGGACCCCCAGGGGCCCCCUCACUCAGAUAUCACAUGCCCAGGGGCCCUGACCUCUAGGGACCCCCCAGGGGCCCCUCACUCAGAUAUCACAUGCCCAGGGGCCCCUCACUCAGAUAUCACAUGCCCAGGGGCCCCUCACUCAGAUAUCACAUGCCCAGGGGCCCUGACCUCUAGGGACCCCCCAGGGGCCCCUCACUCAGAUAUCACAUGCCCAGGGGCCCUGACCUAUAGGGACCCCCAGGGGCCCCUCACUCAGAUAUCACAUGCCCAGGGGCCCCUCACUCAGCUAUCACAUGCCCAGGGGCCCUCACUCAGCUAUCACAUGCCCAGGGGCUGUGACCUCUCGGGUCCACCAGGGGCCACUCACUCAGAUAUCAUCAACAUUUACGGAUGA